Sycon ciliatum is the source of this 2369-nucleotide messenger RNA. Its product is annotated as chromosome alignment-maintaining phosphoprotein 1-like. The record is from RefSeq and is a predicted model, not a curated record. Bases 257 to 1552 code for a protein of 431 amino acids. The transcript has 9 exons. Lineage: Eukaryota; Metazoa; Porifera; Calcarea; Leucosolenida; Sycettidae.
CAUGUGGUGCUUUCAAGAGUGAAAGCGGUGUCGAUUUUACUGAUUGUGCUUUUCAUUGAAAUCCUCUCGAAGUCCCUGGUUCACUGCUGCUAGCUAUGGACAGUGGUUUGUCACCAAAGAAAUCCUCAGUACUUGCUUGAAGAUUUUCUCUGUUAUAUCGUUGACCUGUUGUGGCCUAUAGCAUGCCUAAUAGUUCCAGUUCUAUGUAGCAUCGACGAUCUCGUUUUCACACAAUAAAGCACGAGAAAAAAAAACAAUGAUGGAUCAAGAGAUGGAAAGCUUUUCCAUAGCAAGACCAGCAGCAGUAGGGCGUAUGAGGCGCUCUACGUCCGUACCGGAUAUGAGAUCGCCCGAUUUCGCUUAUGCCACGACUGGCGAGGCAGCUGGAAAGCCCAAGUCCAGCUUGGCGAAGAAAGCUCUGGAUUUGUCGCCUCUAACCAUCCGACGUCCCCUGGUCACGUCCAGUGCUGCUUGCCCAACUGCAUCUGCUGCUGAUCUCGGGGCUGCAGGGAUGCGUAGGCCAGCCCCGAUCGGCCCGCGACGAAGCUUACCGGAUUCUCUACCACUAGAGCCCGUCCACUUUAACCCGAUCAUGAACCGACUGCUGAAGGAGGAAGAUCCCAGACAAGAACUGUUGCAUGAGCGGAGUGUUAUGCAGAACGCCUCGCUAUCAAAGACCUUUGAAGUUGCCAUGCCAUCUUCUCCGUCUCCCAGCAUCGAGCUGCCUCAGAGUCAGGCGCAGGUAACGUCGACACCCGGUCUCUACAGUGCGUCGCCAUCCAACUCCCUGACAACUAGCAUGUCGCCGUCCUCGCCUCGCUUUCUCCCUCGUCUCUCCAGUAGAGCACCCAGCCCGUGCCCAAGCCCAACACGGCGUUCGUUCACCAGUCGGCUGGGUCCCAGUACUCCCAUCAUCAAGACCAGUCCCCUGGACUUGAAGCGGCCUCGACGCGCAUCGUCAUCGGACGUCGAAGAACUCGUGCUGCCUCUUGCCAAGCGUCCCGUGACCACGUUUUUCACGUCCAGCCCGCGUAGCAGCGGUGCUGCCAGCCCGCUCCUGCUGAAUCUCAAUGGCCCCACCAGUCCGCGGCCGAUCACCUCCUCGUCCGGAUGGUCCUUCUCCACCGAUCAUCCUGUGGUGUCCAGCUCCGCGGCGCACGGCACAGCGUCGGCCGGCGCGAGCGAGGAAGAGAAGCGCUGGUGCCCGACCACUCUCGACUGUCCGUCGCCCAUGGACAUGAGUAUAGGUGACAUGACGCGGCGCAGUGAGCCACUCGGCAUCCCCACGUUCCCGCUCACCCUGUCGCAGAUGUCGGCGUUCAGCCGUGACGAGAGCCAGGGCUCGCCGAUGUGCCUAUCUGAUUCCGAGAGUAUGUGGGGCAUCGCCUCACCCAAGAGUACCUCCGAUAACCAACAAUCGCAGCCUCAGGAGCAGCAGCAGCAACAACAACCAUCACAACCGCCCCAUCGAAGCCUGAUGCCGCCAGUGAUGAGUCCGCCCACAUCCGCGCCGCCGAUCCUGACGCCAAACGGUCUCUUCUUGGGCCGCUGAUUGCUAGCCGGGUGACUCAUAUAUAGAUGCCCUAUCGUACUGCAUCUCUCAGUCACCCCAAUGUCAUUGUCAGUGAACACUGACCAGCAACGGGUGCAUUCCGUCUUGCGGCUGGCCGGUCUUCGAAUACCAACGGGUGACGCCGGUGACUUUCCAGCCAAGCGGAGUCUAAAUGUACCUGCGCUGUUCGUGGCUGAGCAGAUCUGUGCUAGUUCGUUGCUUGUGUUUGCGAGGUCCUGUUUUUGACUUUCGUUUGUUCGUGCUUGUGCUGGUGCUGGUGCUAACGCUGUCAGUACAACUGUUGUCAACUUUGUUGUCUUUUCUAUCUUAUUGGCCUUCGUCCCCAGUGUCUAGUAGCUAUCCGUAGCGUCCGUGUGGCUGCCACUUGAUACAUCAUUAUAACGUUUCAUUACGUCUUGAAUACCCCCCCCCCCCCCCCCCCACACACACACUAGAUCUUUAACUCUGUUUUAUAGCUUGUGCUCCGCCGCUACUCGAACUAUAGAUUGUUCAGCAUGGUUAUCCUAAGACCACUCUAACACUACUGUAGUCGAGUGAGUGGUAGUUAACUCCUGGUGAGUCCCAUGUUACCCUUGGCUGGUCCGUUUUUUAUCUCUAUUCUUUCGUUUACUCUGCGCCGCUACGCCACGCCAGUAGUGGAGUAUGUUCCCGUUUCCGCCGUGCAUGUAUUUCUCCUUGGAGCUGGUGUUCUUUCCGCACCUGGCUCUCGGCUACGUAUAAGUUUUCCAUCAUGGCUUGUGGCUGCCGUAGCCUUUUGGGACUGCUUAUUACUGCCGUUCUGGAAACGGAAUGCUCA